This is a messenger RNA of Danio aesculapii, 2992 nucleotides long. RefSeq names its product kelch-like family member 20 (gene klhl20). The record is from RefSeq and is a predicted model, not a curated record. The transcript is spliced from 12 exons. The coding region runs from base 137 to 1912 and encodes 591 amino acids. Gene Ontology annotation, molecular function: protein binding. Lineage: Eukaryota; Metazoa; Chordata; Actinopteri; Cypriniformes; Danionidae.
AAUAAAAGUGAAGGGGGGCUGUUAACCCAGCGGUUGUUCUGUUUGUUAUCUGCCAGGUCGCGACGGCUAAAGAUUCAAUCUGGACCGAUUUAAUGGACAAAUAAGGGGUACCAGUGCACGCCCAGAUACCACAGGAAUGGAUAUCACAAGUCGCUGCACCCUGGGUGACCCCAACAAGCUCCCAGAGGGAGUUCCUCAGCCUGCUAGGAUGCCCUAUAUUUCGGACAAGCACCCUCGGCAGACCCUGGAGGUCAUCAACCUGCUCCGCAAGCACAGAGAGCUGUGCGAUGUGGUUCUAGUGGUGGGGGCCAAGAAGAUUUAUGCACACCGUGUGAUCCUGUCAGCCUGCAGCCCCUAUUUCAGAGCCAUGUUCACUGGUGAACUGGCAGAGAGCCGACAGACGGAAGUCGUCAUCAGAGAUAUUGAUGAACGAGCCAUGGAGCUGCUCAUCGACUUUGCUUAUACAUCACAGGUGACUGUGGAGGAGGGAAAUGUGCAGACUUUGCUGCCCGCUGCCUGCUUGUUGCAGCUGGCGGAGAUUCAGGAAGCCUGCUGUGAAUUCCUCAAGCGCCAAUUGGACCCCUCCAACUGCCUGGGCAUCAGGGCCUUUGCUGACACUCACUCCUGCCGAGAGCUGCUGCGCAUUGCUGAUAAGUUUACCCAGCAUAACUUUCAAGAGGUGAUGGAGAGUGAAGAGUUCAUGCUGCUUCCAGCCAACCAGCUGAUAGACAUCAUCUCCAGUGACGAGCUCAAUGUGCGGAGUGAAGAGCAGGUGUUUAAUGCUGUAAUGGCCUGGGUUAAAUACAGCAUCCAAGAGCGCAGACCUCAGCUGCCACAGGUUCUGCAACACGUGCGUCUUCCCCUCUUGAGCCCGAAAUUUCUGGUUGGGACGGUGGGUUCAGAUCCUCUGAUCAAGAGUGAUGAGGAGUGUAGGGACUUGGUUGAUGAAGCCAAGAAUUACCUCCUGCUGCCCCAAGAGCGCCCCCUAAUGCAGGGACCUCGUACCCGCCCUAGAAAGCCGAUUCGUUGUGGAGAAGUGCUGUUUGCUGUGGGAGGCUGGUGCAGUGGUGACGCUAUCUCAAGUGUUGAGCGCUACGACCCUCAGACCAACGAGUGGAGGAUGGUAGCGUCCAUGAGCAAACGGCGCUGUGGAGUCGGUGUCAGUGUUCUGGAUGAUCUGUUGUAUGCUGUUGGCGGACAUGACGGCUCCUCUUAUCUCAAUAGUGUGGAGAGGUAUGAUCCUAAAACUAACCAGUGGAGCAGUGACGUCGCCCCCACCAGCACCUGCAGGACCAGUGUGGGCGUUGCUGUUUUAGGAGGGUAUCUGUAUGCAGUUGGAGGUCAGGAUGGUGUUUCCUGUCUCAACAUUGUAGAAAGGUAUGAUCCAAAAGAGAAUAAGUGGACUCGUGUUGCUUCAAUGAGUACUCGGCGGUUGGGAGUGGCUGUUGCUGUAUUAGGGGGUUUUCUUUAUGCAGUGGGCGGUUCAGAUGGCACAUCCCCUCUUAAUACAGUGGAGCGCUAUAACCCUCAAGAGAACCGCUGGCAUACAGUGGCACCGAUGGGCACUCGACGGAAACACCUGGGCUGUGCCGUGUACCAGGACAUGAUCUAUUCAGUGGGCGGCAGAGACGACACAACAGAACUGAGCAGUGCUGAGAGAUACAACCCUAGGACUAACCAGUGGUCUCCUGUGGUCGCAAUGACGUCCAGAAGGAGUGGGGUGGGCUUAGCAGUAGUAAAUGGUCAGUUGAUGGCAGUUGGAGGAUUUGACGGAACCACGUACCUGAAAACUAUAGAAGUUUACGACCCAGAUGCCAACACGUGGAGGCUCUAUGGUGGAAUGAACUACAGGAGGUUGGGAGGUGGUGUCGGUGUAAUAAAAAUGACUCACUGUGAAUCUCAUAUAUGGUAACACCUACAGUAUCAUCUCACAGAUGCCUCACCAUUGCUCGUGCCUCAGAGACAUUGCACAUCAUGCAAGAGGAAAGCCGGUUAAAAAAAGCAGACUUCUGUCUCCAGUUACCGAGAUGGCAAAGCAAAAAAAAAAAAGGUAACCAUCUCCAGAAAGCUGCUCUGAGGAGACUCACCUGUACGGCCAUAGAGCAUCACUCCAUUUUGAUUUGACGUUCGGUUUCUCUUUCAUACUUGAGCAUAGCCAAAGGCAACGUUUUUGAAAAGAGAAACAGCGGGAGGGGAGAAAAAAGCUGUUUUUGUUUCUCUGGAAGGAACUAAGCUUCUCCUGGUCUCAUCUUUGACUGGUUUGAAGAAGAAUAACUACAGUAACUGAAUACUGGUGGUCGUUUUUAUGAAAGAAGUGUUUCCCUGAUUGUUGUUGGAUGCACUGUGAUAUAUUUACUAUUUCUUUCGUUUUUUUUUUUUAAUGAGUUGUACACUGAGCAUUAUCUGUUCUUCUGUUUUCUUACCAGAUCUAGGCAGAUUGUUGUUUCUUUCUUUGGUGUACUGAAAAUGCAGUUCCUCCUGAAACAUUGCAAUCUAAUGAAGGCUGUCGGAGAGGGAAAAAUAAGUUAUUUUUGGAGCGCUCACAAACAGGUUUGACAUCUUAGCAAUUUGUUUACUUUUAUACAAGUGAAUGCAUCAACGAGUCAGUCCAUGCACUUUAAUCCACUAAGAAUUUUAUUCUAUUAAAAUUGUUGGUUUUUUUUCUUUAAAAAUAUUGUUGGAUGUAUUGUUUUCUGCAAGUUUGAUACCCGAGGUAUGCUAAAAAACAAAUCAAACAGGUUUCUAGUAAUAGCCUGCACAUAUGGUCAGAAAUGUAAUGUUGAGCUUGUUACUGAGUGAGGAAUUUCUCUGAAACUGCCCGUUUUUUUUUAGCAAACACUUAUGUUUUCUCAAAAACACUUCUGUGUUCUAAUUUUGGUGUUGAAAUACGGUUAUAAAGUAUAUCUUCCAUGAUCUUAUCUUAUUUAAUUAUGAAGACUGUCUAUACAUUUCAACAAUUUUAAAGUGGAAAUAAAACCUAAAGGAAUCAAAA